Messenger RNA from Scophthalmus maximus (turbot), 5186 nucleotides. It is a transcript of the gene arhgap30, whose product is annotated as rho GTPase-activating protein 30. Gene Ontology annotation, biological process: small GTPase-mediated signal transduction. Gene Ontology annotation, molecular function: GTPase activator activity. Lineage: Eukaryota; Metazoa; Chordata; Actinopteri; Pleuronectiformes; Scophthalmidae. The record is from RefSeq and is a predicted model, not a curated record.
AGGCGGAGAAGCUGCGAGCCGCACAUACGGAGAGAGAAAGCACAAGAGAAGGAGAGACACUCAGGAAGUGAACAGGGGAAGUUUAGUGGUUUCUUGCGUCACCACUUCUAUGCUGCUUCCUGCGUGCCGAUGCAGAGUGAAGGGUGGAAGAUGAAGUGAAGCAUGUCCUAACGCCCAACAGCUUCAACAGAUGAACUCCAGUGCCCCCGCGGCUCACAGAGGAAGCGGCCUUCACCCGACACAACAUGUUCUGAAGUAAAGAGAAACAGAAACGGCAGCAGCAGACCGACGGGUUCUCUGAAAUGUGCACCACCGCCCCGACGGAGUCGCAUUAAGCCGAGUCGGUCGACUCAACAACCCCCCCGGCGGGUGCACGCGGUACGUCAGGAGAGAAGCGGAGCAGCUCUGGGCCGGGUCUGAAUGUGAGGUGGAGACAGCAGACAGGAAGAGAUGCGGAGAGUUCGGAGAAGAGGAGGGAACAAGGAGAAGGUGUUUGGAUGCGAUCUGCUCGAGCACCUGACCGCCUCCUCUCAAGAGAUUCCUCAGGUCUUACGAUGCUGCAGUGAAUUUGUUGAGCGUCAUGGAGUCGUGGACGGAAUCUACAGGUUGUCCGGAGUGUCGUCCAACAUACAGAAACUGAGGGGCGAGUUUGAGAGCGACGGGAAUCCAGAGCUGAACAAGGAUUUGUAUCUGCAGGACAUCCACUGCGUCAGCUCCCUGUGCAAAGCUUACUUCAGAGAGCUGCCGAACCCUCUGCUUACAUAUCAGCUGUAUGACAAGUUUGCUGAGGCCAUCGCCAUCCAGUUGGAGGAGGAGAGGCUGGUGAAGAUCAGUGAUGUGCUGAAAGAACUACCAGCACCGCAUUACAGGACUCUGGAGUUCCUGAUGCGUCAUCUCGUCAAAAUGGCCUCAUAUUCCCCAGAGACCAACAUGCACUCCAGGAACCUGGCCAUCGUCUGGGCCCCCAAUCUUCUCAGGUCAAAGGACAUUGAGGCGACUGGGUUUAAUGGUACGGCGGCCUUCAUGGAGGUCAGGGUUCAGUCGAUUGUCGUGGAGUUCAUCCUCACACAUGUCCCUCAGCUGUUUCCUGAACAAGGUGAAUCGAGUGAGAGAAGGAAGUCCCUCCCCUCCCCAUCAGCGGCGUCCAAACAGGAAGAAGCAUUUUUCAAGUCUCCUCCCACUCAGCCUGUCGCCAACUUUGGGAAAAUCAGUCCAGGCGACGGCCCUCUAGCCACCAGACCCUAUCAUGCCAUCAUUGAAGGCACAGACAAGAGGAAAGGAUCCCUCAAGGGCAGGAAGUGGAUGUCUAUAUUCAACAUCGGAGGACGAUUCCAAGACCCACGGCGGAGGCACAAACACUCGGCUAAAGAGAAAGACAGGACUGCUUUGAGAUCAGCAAGAAGCAUGGACUCCCUCAGUACCCAGUCAUAUCCAAAUGAAGGCUCCGGACAGGCUCCUGCCCAGACCCCUCCCACAACCAACAUGUCUCCCCUCGCCAGCCCCUCCCUGCAGCCGGGCUCAGACGCUGCGGUAUCUGCCAGUGGAAUCGGUGGCAGUGAAUAUGCUGUGACGUACCGCAGGGGAACGGGAUUAGUAAUUGGGGGGACCCAGGGCACCUACACUUCUCUUGACCCUGAGGGUCUAGGGGGCAAAGGCAAUGAGACUGUCCAGUCCAGAUCCCCGGGACUCUCCACUAAAACAGCACGAAGAGCAGCCAUGCACAUCACAGGGCCCACCAUGGUUACCGUGCCACUACACAUAACCUCGAACCUGGCGUUGGGAUUGCUGCAAGGUGGAGGGACCGGCCGGGUCAUCCAUCGUGGCAGGGAUAAGGAUGGAGGGGACAGGGUGGAAGGAAAGGAGGGAGAGGGCAAGGUGGAGAGGAAGGAAAGCAAAGAGAUGGAACGGAAGGUGGAGGGAGGCAGGAAGGUUAGGGAAGAGGAGACAGGCAAGGAAAGAGGCGUGGACACGGUGGCGGAAGGUGGUGUCGCCAAGGAAAAGGGUGAAGGAGUAAAGUGGGAGAAGGAAGAGGAGGUGAAGGCAGAUUGUAGAAAGAAGCCGGAGCUGGCGAAGGGAGGUCGAGGUGAGUCCAGAGAGCAACAAGCCAAAAGCCUCAACUCCAACACAGAUAAUGAAGAUGCAGCAAAUAAUGACCAACAAGACGACGGCAACCAAGACUACAUAGUCAUGAAAAUGGUGGAACCAGUUCAUCCACCGCCAGCGGCGACUGGGCCUGGAGAUGUUGGUGCGUUUGACGCCUCUGACAUCCUCAACUCAACUGAGGUGGGAGGAGACGACCAGGAGCUGUUUGGCUACGUUCAAGAUAACUUUGAAUUCCUGGACCACAUGGACUGCAGCGUCUCCUAUCAGGUGAACGAGUUCUCCGUCGAGCCCCCCGGUCACUCGGACGAUGAGUAUGAAGUCAUGGUGCAAGCUCAGGAUCCCGCAGAGCUGCAGACGCACCUGCUGCCAGUCCCUGAAACACAAACCCAGAGUCAGACCGGCCUGAAACCACACAGGCCGCUCAGCCUCGACCUUCACAGCCGACACACUAAAUCCCUCAGCUUGCCCUAUAUGACCUCACCUGUCCGCGGACCGGAGGAGUCGAGCUCUGAAGAGGAGGAUGUGGGAGACGACAGUGACGAUGAUGAGGAUUAUGUUAACAGUAGUGAGGAAGACGGGAGCAUGCUUGUAAAAAGCCUCCCCGCUGAUUUCUUUUUGGACAAUAUGACCACAUUUGAUCUAGACACCGAACUUGCUGUUUAUGAAUCGAAGAGCUCGGUGGAGAGAGACGUUGAGACGUCGCACUCUGCAGAACCAACCGCUGGAGAUCAGGAGCGAGGAGAAGUGGUGGUCGAAGAAGAUGAAGAGGAAAAGCAGAUGAUGAAGAAGGAAGAGGAAGAUACACGUGAUAAGCAGGAAGACCAACCAGAAAAACAUAUCAUAGCAGCAGAGGCAGAUGUCAACAUCAUGGAAGACGUUCAAAGUGACAAAGAAAAGCCUCCUGCAUCCUGCUGCGAGGAGUUUCCACCGCCAAGCAACGAGAAGACGAAUGAUGAAUUGUGCGCUGUCGAGGUUGAGGAAGAGGAAGAGGAGGAGGAGGAGGAAGAGGAAGAGGAGGAGGAGGAGGAGGAGGAGGAAGAUGAGGAGGAGGUGGAGGAGGAGGAGGAGGAGGAAGUGGUUGAUAAUCAUCACACUGAUUAUCCACCUUGCCACACAGAGUCCUGUGCCACCUGGGAGACUGACGGUGUUCCGGUAGAGGAGUCCAGAGAACAUCCCAGAACCUGUGAUGGAGAGGAUACAAAAGAGAGACGCAAUGAGGAGGGAGAGGACAGCGGGGCGUACAAAGAGGCAGAGACAACAAGUCAAGAAAUGGUCCUGGAGAUGAAAGAAAGGGAUGAGAGCGUGUUGGAAGAUCACACCGCAAGAGGAGACGAAGGAAUAGCUGACAAAAAAGAUGAAGAGAAGAUGCAGGAAGGUGGCGAAGAGCAGGAUGGUGUAAUUUGUGGCGUGGAACUUUGGGAGGAACUUGAGAAGGUUGUAUGUGAAGUGAUAGAGGAUGAGGAGAGUGAGCGGGUUGAGAUUGAGCUUGCUGCUCGGCAGGGAGAUGUAGAUAAAGAUGGAGAGGGGGAAAAGCAGAGAGCAACGGUUUCAGGAGAAAAAAAAGUGGAUGUGGAGGAAGGAGGGACAAAUGAGACAAAGGUUAGAAUAGAGGCAGGGGAGCGUUCAAAGGAGACGACUGAGGAAAAGCUCACAGGCCCAGAGAUGCUCCAGGAGUUUCGGGAAAAAGAGAAACUACAAGAAGCAAUUCAAGUGAAGCACGCAGUGAGCGAAGAGGCACGGCAUCAUGACAGAAAGGUGGUUACAGAAGAGCCAGAGAAGGAGAACGAUGAUGAAGAGAGAGCUGACGAGCAACUCAGAACAAGGCCAAGUGUAGAUAAACAACUGGAGGAGGCCAGGUCCGAUGGAAAACAACUAAUGUGUGAGAAGCGCGGCAUCAGCCAAGGAGGAGUCGGCAGGAAGCUGGUUGUCUCCAAACACCCGAAGGUUUACCAGGCGAGAGCUGUGCCAGUGGUGCCCCCGAAGCCUCAGCACUGCAAGAUCACCGCCAUGACCCUCCGACAGCAGCAGCACCAAAGAGAGAUGAGAGGCGGCGGAGGAGACAACGCCAUGAAAGUGGCGACAGAGCAGGACAAAGUUUGUGAAGCAGGACAGGGGAAAGAUGGAGGAGGGGAGAGGAUGAGGGAGAGGAGGAGGGAUGGUGAGGAUGGUGCCACGAGGGACGCGAGCAGAAACAGUCCUCUCAGCAUGUGUUUCGACGAGGCCGUCGCCAAAGCAACCAUGAGGCGGGAAAAGGAGAGGGAGCGAGAAGGAGAAGGAGAGGCAGAGGGACUGGGGAAGUGAAGUGCAAUGAGGAGGGGGCGUCAUUGAAUUUAAUCUGAUGUGAUGAAAUUUUUUCUAAAUUUGGCAUAAACAGCUGGUUAUUGAAUUGGGAUUUUGUUUUCAUAUAAUUUCAGCAACAGUAUUGUCUAUCUAAUGCUACUGAAGAUGUUUGUGGGGUUUUUUUCUGCCACGCUCAACCUCUGCAGCCAUAAAACGGAUAUGUUUUUAAAAGUAUUUUGUGUAGGAUUUCUAGUUAGACAGAGAACUGUGAAGAGCAGACAGGGAUGAUGAUGCGAAGGAGAGGGGUGGGGGUGGGUCAUUUAUUCUGAUUUAUUUUGAUCAGAAUAGAUGAAUAACUGCAGCUGCAAUGUCUGAUAUUAAGUUAAAUAAAAACAGAGAAACUCGAUGAGGUUGGAUUUAAGUUUUUUUUUAUUUAUGUGCUGCUCUCUUACAAACUGCCAUUUUCUGAAUAUAUUUAAACUCCAAAGUUCAUGCUUCUUAGUCAAUGUCUUCAAAUCAAAACAUCCCACUGGUGGAUAAGUCAAAUUUGAUCAAAAGUUUAAAAAAAAGUUGAACCUCAAAUCCACCUCAGAGCUUACUGUACUUCUGUUUGCACUCUUCAUCUAAUCAUACAAUACUUUGUCAUCAUAUAAAGUACAUGUACAGUAUUUGUAUAAAGAAAAGGUCAGCACGUUUGUGGUUAAAUGGUAAAUUUGAUAAUGAAUGGUAUGUAUCAUUUUUAGAUAUAUAAUGUCAAUUGAAAAAAUGUUUUUCGGAUUAUGUGAAUAAAGUGAUGUUUUCAA